AUGCUGGCCAGUGGUGUUGGGAGUGGGUCUGGUGUUGUUCUUGCCUACAGGGCAUAUUUUGAGAAUUGUGGGGUUGUUGGGGUGUGUGGGGUUUCCUGGGGUUUCCUGGGGUGGGGUGUGGACACUCAUUCCUCCAGUGGCCAUAUUGGCCACAGUUGAAACAAGUGUUCCUGUCUAUUCCUCCUUGGUUACCCCUGCCCCUAUAACCCUGAUUUCCCUGUCUCCAUCCCCUUGCCCCUCUUUGACCACCCCUUCCACGGGCUUUAUGUGCUCCAUCCCAUCCUUGCUCUCAGCCUGUGUAGCUGGACAUAAUAUGUUGCAAUCCCUGAGCAUAAUAAGCAACCUUACUUUCCUAAAUCUUUUCUUAAUUCAAAACAACCUGCAUUUUCCUUUUCUAUAACCUUGGUAAGAAAAUCUGAGCUAUCCAAAUUGGCCCAGUCUGAAAUCAAUUGUUUCACAAGCAAAGAAUACUGUGGCAACAUAUUACCAAGGCAUGACUGUAUUUUAAAGAGAUCUAUAUCAUCUCCAGACAUCAAACCUGCCUCAUCCUUCCAACACUUGUAAAAUUUCUUUACAAAAAUCAUAUUACCAAUCUCUUCCUUUGCAUCUUGCUUAUAUGCCAAAGCAGUGAAUAUAGACUGCUUAUUCUUCCAUAAUCCCAACAUUUCAGCUUCCACCUUGUUCCAAAUUUUAGCACAUCUUACUGAAGUACUAAGCUCAUAAUCACCAAUUCAUUUCAAACCAUAUAACUCAUACUCAGCAUCCCAUGUAAUAUUACACGUCAUCUCACAAAGCAAUAUCUUUGUAGAAACACAUAAUGGGUACCCAGCAGAUAUGCCAAUACAGAAAUCACAUUUAUGGGCACACAACUACACACUCUGUCUCCCUCCUAGGAAACACAGAUAGACACAAUAUAAAAGCAAUCUUAAACUAACACCUCCAAAUCUCCAACUAUUCUUGGCCAAAACGCUAGUAUUCAACAACUAAUAAAACAGUUAUUUGCUAGGUUAUUUGGCUGUCAUUCUUAUCAGUAUCACUAGACUGUGACAAACUGAUUCACAUAUAAUUUAAAACAAUACAGCAACAUAAAUUAAACCACUUUCAAGUUAAACUGCACACUUAUCACACAUUAUCACAAUCACCAUUUACACAAAAUAAAGAGUUAACAGCUGUAUUCAGAACAUAUUAUUGGAAAGUAUACCAAUUUUAGUUUAGAUUUAUUUUAGGGAUUCUUAUGUAUACAUUUUCUUAAUUAACUUCAUUACUUUAAUCUACUAUAGUAUUAUAUUUAAAGAAAGGAUCCAUUUAUAUAGCGCGCUCAUAACUCAACUAUUUGUAUAAAACUACCAUUAACUAAUCUGAGAUGAUGCUGCAUCAAUUUAAAUCUUAUAGAAAUUGAACAAACAUCUGGACCAGAUUAAACAGACAUGGUUUCACCUGAAUCUUUCAGAACUCUCAGAGACUUAAAAAAUUUAUACUAUACCAUGUUUUAAAGGCAUGGCAAACCUUUAGACCGGUCAGUCUCCAAGAGCCCUUAGUAACACAGGUAAAAAACCUCUGUCCAUGAUGUCUGAUUCAGGCUAUAUACCACAAUUUAAAAAUAACACAUAAUGUGAGACAUAGAAGACACAAGCAGUAGUUAUUACACUGGAUCAUUUAAAAGGAACCUGUUGCAAUAAAAAGGUUAGUUUACAGCGCAAAAUAAAGCAUGUGUUGGACCGCUGAAAAUGUAAAUGUUGCUCUGUUAUUUUCAAAAUCAUAUUUAGUAUGGAUCCUUUGCAACAAACACACAGGGCAGGGAAGAUGUGCUGAUUGGUGUUUCUAUACAAUUAAUCCCAGAUGGGGAAUUAACUUUAAAAUACUAAUGAAGUGACUUUUUGUCUCAGUUAUAAAAUAUACUGAGCUCAUCAUGCAAACAAUGCAACACAUUUACACUAUCCCACUCUCAUAAUAAGUGUAGUGGGCUUAUAGUAUUUUUAAAGCAACAAUCAUUCCAGGCACACAGUUCCCAUGUGAAAUAACUUACAAUAAAACAGAGUAAUAAACUUAUACUUCUAUGCAACAGAAAGAAUAAAGCAAAAAGAUUUAAGUAGGUCUAUCAGGUACAACCUAUGAGUCAUUUCUUUUCUAAUAUACAGUACUGCUAUCUUGCAGAAAGAUAAGUCCUGCGCUCACUCCCAUCACUACUGGACAGCAGCAAGGACUACAGUACACAUCAGCCCCAAUAUAUGGUAAAAACCAAAGAAAAACAAGUUACCUGCGUUCUCUCCUUAAUCCCUAUGUAUUUUUAAAACCUCCAUUUGUUUAAAAGUACUGCUAUCUUAUAUAUACACAUAUACAUAUACACACACAUAUAUACAUAAAUAUACACAUAUAUACAUACACACACAUAUACAUGUACAUAUAUUGGUCACUCAGGACAUGAACUCACAUUUCCCAUACUGCUGACUCAGAGUGGGGACACUACUAACUUACCAAAGUGUGUCCCCAAUAUAGACAAACAAUCACCCACAAAGAACACUUAAGACAAACAAAGGUGACCGGGAGAAAGAGAAGUUUGGGUUAUACUUAAAGAUCUACAAACCGUGCUGCUCAGAACACCUAUAGAAACCGGAGACCUCUUAUGGUCUCAAAAACCUGUAUCUAUCUUAGAUACUAACCUGGGUUACCAAAACCCUAUAUAUUUAGACCAAAUGUCUAAUAAACCGGAGACCUCUUAUAGUCUCAAUAUAAACCGGAGACCUCUCAUGGUCUCAAUAUAACUAGAGUCCUUACACCUUUCCUAUCUACUGGAUACAGACUUACUGAACCAAAGGGGGUCAUAGACAAUCAGCGUCAAAUAAGACACAAAAAGGCUACUCACCGCAAAUGGUUUUGCUGAUCCACUUCUAUCUAUCCCACUUCUAGACACCAAGCUGAAAGGGUUAAUGUUGUAAUGGACUCUAAUCCCCUCGGUUCUCGAUCCCUCGGUCACCAUAAUCAACGUUGAUGGAGAGUCAUUUGUAAGCAAUAACACACGGACAACAGCUUUACAAGACUCUCAAAUGAGUGUAUUCCAGAGCUGGCUUUUAUACAUAGUUUGCUUACAUUAGCCAUGGUAUAUGCAAAUACAGUACAGACUAUAAGAUUUAUUACUUCCUUAUAUUACGUUAUUCUGACAAUGGAAAGAUAAGCUUCUGCAUACGUCUGGAAAAGAAUAUCCUGAAAUCGGAAUGGGCAAGACAUCCUGAAAUUUAGCAUUGUCUUACAUCCUAUAGAAGAAAUACCUUAGUCUGUCACAGUCAGCAUAUUAUGUCGUAUAUUGAGUUUAAGUAUUCAAUAUUCCUUCAGUCAGCAAUAAUCAUGUUAUAGACCUUAUAAAAGCAUAAAAUACAUAUAAACAAGUUAACUAUUUAAUAUUCUUACACACUCCAUACACCAACACAAAUUUAAUGCAUUUGAUAGAUUUUGGACUCAUAAUAAGCUCUUAUUUCAGCAUACAAUAAAAAAUCUUUAUAGUUUUCAUACACACAAAAUAAAAUAUUUACACACUUCCCUCCAUAAAAAGACUUUCGUAUAAGUGUAUGUAGAGGGAGGGUAGAACAGGUGGCUCAGGGCUAACUGUAAUAUACGGCAAUAUAUAUAUUCCAAUUAUAUAGAAAUGGAAACCACUAGUAAAGGUUAGAUCCUUAAAGGACCAACCUCCUGUGGAUCCCAAAAGAACACCUGUAUGGACACUCCAGAAAUGUCCUGGGGCUUAACCCCUAAGUUUACAACAAAAAAGAAAGCUCUAUCUAAGCACUGGAUGUACAGAUCCAGCAGUUCGAGCAUAUACUGGAAUUAUGAGGAUAAAUGAAUUGAUGAUGAUAAUAAUAAUAAUAUUAGUUAGAAUAUAUAUACAUAUCAAUAACCUCUUCCUGAUCUAGAGAGUCAUCCCAAAAAAAAAAAAAAUAGUGUUACCAGCCAAAUAGGCUAUACCUCCCUAGUCCUAAACUGUGACUACACUGCAUCUCAGACUCUUGACUUUAAUGUCACUUAUUUGGUCGCAGUCUGUAUAUUGUCACCAAUAAAAAUAAAUAAAUUGAGUCACAGUUAGAAAUCCUAAUUCCUAAACAAAACUGCAUGCAAUAGCAAAUAAUGGUAACCGGACAGUUAAAUCAUAAAUAAACCUCACAGUUCGAGAGUAUAGAGAUAUUUGCUUGAAAUGAAGUAACUAAUAUAUAGUACUGCUCUAAAUAAAUAUUAAAUAUGAACAGUCGCAAAAAGUCUCUAAUGAAAAGUGUAACACUCAAACUAAUGUACUAAUGUCCCGUGAAGAGAAUAAUAGUGUCAAUCCUAGAUGCAUAAUCAAAUAAUAAACAUGUAUCUCCUUCACAGGCUACUGGAUAGAGUGAGGGAAUUAGGAAUGAAAGGGAGGUUUAAGAAAAAUGUAAAAUGCUAUUGUGCAGGACCAUACUUAGAAUGUUGGUUGCCUGCACAACCAGCUGGGUACUUUCACUAUGUGCAGGCAAUGCUCUGAAUAUUGGAACUUGCAAGAGAAAUAUACACUGCCUGCGUUCAGCGGAGGUGCAGAACAAAUACACUGGACCACCAGGGAAAGAUAACCAAAGGUUAGGAAAAAUUUAUUUUUAAUACAUUAUUUUAAAUUGCACAUGUAACAGAUUCUGUGUAUAUUUGUGACAGUGUGCGUAUCCGUGAGUAUGUGUAACAGUUUGUGUGUAUCUGGUGUAUGAGUUUGUAUUUUUUAACUUUGUAUAUUUGUGAAUUUAUAGUUGUAAUAUUAUGUGUUUUGAGCCAGUAGAAGGGUACACAUUGUGUGCCAGUUGGUACUUUACUUUAAUAUAUUGAUUUAUGGCAGGGGAUUGGUUGGGCCAUUAAGAGGGCUUAAAAGGACACUACAGUCACCAGAACAACUACAGCUUAAUGUAGUUGUCCUGGUGUCUGUUUCCUGUCCCUGCAUGCUUUUUAAUGUAAACAUUGCCAUUUAAUAGAAAAGGGAGCAAAAAUCAGAUGCGUGUCCUGACAGGUGUGCCCUCAUAAAGUAUGAAUGUUUGUCUGUCCUAUCUAAUCUAUCCCAGUUAUAUAAUGGUUUUUAUUUUUCAUUCUUGCUUUUCAGGAAUUGAGAAAAUUGUCUGGAAAACAUCCAAGUGUCGUAAUAAUUCCACUUGGUAUGUCUACAAUAUUUUUCUGUUUUUAUUAUUUUGUUUUUCUUUCAGAUUUGUCUGUUACUGUAAAUUGGCAGUUUUGUUUCUCCGAAUAAAUAAACGUGACCAUUUAAUCCCCACUGAAUGGAAAAUAGGUAGAUAAAAAAAUAUUGUUCCAUUUCCUUUUUUUCUUUCUGCCUUUGCAAGAUGUUUUCCUUAGAAAAUACUGUGAUAUCAAUGAUCUGAACGGUAUCCAUUUGACAAUUGUGCACAAUUUCAAGUGGGCUCUAAAAAAAACAUGGCUUUGAAGUACAAGCCCUGUUAUUUUCUCCAAUGCCCACACACUGCAGGUGCAGUAAAUCUAUCUUCUGAUUGGAUAACAUUUAAUAUACUGAUGCGUAUACAAAAAACAAUUUUUCCCUGAGGUUCUGACAUAGGGAUUUAUUCUCUAAAUUGUGAAUUGUAAUCAGGAAAUUGCAAACUAUAGACCAAAAUAGUUAAACUGGAAAAGUGGCAUGAUUGGCAAUGCAUGCCUGAAACACAGCCAAAUAAUCUACCCAAAUCCUCUCCUCACCCAAACAUCACACAUAUUCAAGGGGAAAGUGACUGGCCACAGCUUUAUUUAACAUUCCAAAAUAACAGCCAUUAACCUCCGCUGUCAGGCAGGUAUUAUUCUCCAGAGUUCGGUUCCUGCUCACUUUCCAUGACAGAAACCCCCUCUCCCAAUGCUAGUUGAGCCACCCAUUUGAUUCAUGCGCUGGCCAGAGUACCUUCCGCAGCUGUAACAGUAACUGCAAGAAAACACAAACACCACAACCAACGUAAAAGAGAAGAGAAUAGAAAGAAAAGGUAGAAGAAAAUCAGAGGGGGAAAGAAAGAGAGCAGGAGGGAACUUUCUUAAACCCUCUAACAAAUCCAUAACUUUCUUUCAAAACUGUCCUUGGAAGACAAGGAAGUUUUUGGAAAACAGAGUAAACUGAAUGUACCUUUCCUGGUUAAAUACAUUAUCAUCUGUACACAUAUGAUCUGCCUAGAGUAUUAGGAAAUCCACAUUUGUAUAGUAAUGACUCAAACAGGUUGCAGCAGAUAGGGCACGCUUUGGGCUUUUAGACCCUUUUUUUGUGUCUGUCUUCCCCCAGAAUCUUCUUUUGUGUUUCUAUCUUCCCCCGGGCCCUUUUUUUGUGUUUCUGUCUUCCUUUAGACCCUUUUUUGUGUAUCUGUCUUCCCCUGGGCACUUUUUUGUGUUUGUCUUCCUUUAGACCCUUUUUUGUGUAUCUGUCUUCCCCCGGGCCCUUUUUUUGUGUUUCUGUCUUCAUUUAGACCGUUUUUUGUGUUUCUGUCUUCCCCCGGGCCCUUUUUUUGUGUUUCUGUCUUCCUUUAGACCCUUUUUUGUGUAUCUGUCUUCCCCUGGGCACUUUUUUGUGUUUGUCUUCCUUUAGACCCUUUUUUGUGUUUGUCUUCCUUUAGACCCUUUUUUGUGUAUCUGUCUUCCCCCGGGCCCUUUUUUUGUGUUUCUGUCUUCAUUUAGACCGUUUUUUGUGUUUCUGUCUUCCCCCGGGCCCUUUUUUUGUGUUUCUCUCUUCCUUUAGACCCUUUUUUGUGUAUCUGUCUUCCCCAGGCCCUUUCUUUUUGUUUGUCUAACUCUAGACGCUUUUUUUUUUUUUUUGUCUUCCCCAGACCCUUUUUUGUGUUUCUGUCUUCCCCCAGUGUGUUCGCCUUAUUCGCCUGGUGGUCUCACCGGCCAUUUGUACAAGAGACUUAGAAACAAUGCAUCAAGGUGAACAUGAUUUAUUCAUGCUGGAAAAUUGACCUGGCAAUAUUCCAACACUAAAUGUAUUGUUCUUACAUUGUUCUUCACCAUAGUCCUGGCGUAAUGUAUGUACAUCAUUCAAGACUAUGACCUCAUCCAGAUAAAAUGUCAGAAAUUGGGGCCACAAUUAGAACCACAAAGUGAAUAAUUAGAGUGCAUGAUUUGAAGGCCUUCUUUAUUCUGUACAGCAAAAUAGAAUUUAAAUCUUUCCCAUGUAUAAAUGUGACACUUUGAUAUCAUUGUAUUUAUAUAAGCUCCUCUCUUUUCUUUGUCUUCAUAUUGUUUGGUAGAUACCACAAACUCUGCUAACGUUAAUGCCUGUGUGAAGGAGGUAGAGAAGCAUUUGAGCGGGCAACACCUGGAUCUUUUAAUUAACAAUGCAGGUGUUCUCCACCCACAAACCCUCGAAACCCAAACCGCAGAGGACAUGCUUGAGGUCUACAACAUUAAUGUGGUCGGUCCUAUGCUUGUGGCUCAGGUAAAGGCUAUUUCAAGCUCAUUAUCUUCCUCUACCUGAUGAUUUAGAUGUAAAUAAUCUGCAUCCUUUCAGCAAGACUUAGAAAACUCCAAGAAAACAAGGAGUACUUAUUUUUAGUAUUAUCAAAUUUGAUAAUUAUAUGAUUAACCAUUAAAAACAAAGAUGUUGGCUUUAUAAUGGGACUAUCUUGCUACUAAUUCUAUAAAUUCGUAAACAGAAUUAUCUCUUUUUUACUUUUUUGUUGUAAAUUUUUGAAAUCACUUAUCCACUCAUAACAACUCAUCAAAACACUCUAUGUACUGAAUGAUACUUCUUAAUCCCUCAGGUAGUUGCAUUUAGCACAUUUAUUUUACUUUAAAAUAGUUGGUCAUUGUUGUUUUUGUACAAAAAUAUAUCAUUUUCCUUAGGCAUUCCAUCCUCUACUAAAACGAUCUGGAGCAGAAUCAAAAGAAAAAUCUGCCAUUGUUCAUAUCUCAGCUCUCCUUGGCUCCCUUGAAGACCUUCCACGGUUGUUUUCACAUUUCCCCGUAAUUUCGUAUCGAUGCAGCAAGGUACAAAAGAACACAUUAUUUGUCUCUGUAGUAAUGCGCAAUCUAUGGGCUGCUAUGUAGACUGCAGAUAAGAUAUUUACUGCUUUCCACACCAGUCUGGAGGGGAUGACACUUAUCAAACAAAUCAGUGUCCUACCUUGCAUUGGGCAUGCCUGACAGUUACAUAUGUGCAGUUGGAAGAUCUCUUCACCGUGGGACAUCCUGACCAGGGGAAAAGAUUAUGCAGAGUAGGCUCCGAUGUUGUGUUUCUCUCACCUGGACAAUGAUGCCCUAUUUCUGUCAUUAGUGGGCUGAAGAAACUCCCCUAGUUGAGAGGUGUGCCCAACAAUGCAAGGUGACCAAGUUUAUAGUAAGCUUAUAAUAAUUUUAUUACACACUUUUCAAGUUUUUCUUGCUUUAGUUUGUAUAUUUGUUUUGAAAGUGUUUGGUUUUAAAAAAACACAAUUGUCAAGUGAUGCAUGCCCCUUUUAAACUUUUUUUUGUUUCAAAGUGAAAUGCCAAGUUGUCACAAGUUAAUCUCCUGGUGGUCUAGUAUCUGUAAGGGUGGGAGUUUGCUCCCUUGAUGACUCAAUUAUAGUAGUGAAUAUAUGCAACCUACAUGCAUUAAAGCUUUUUCCAGCUCAGUUAUACUAAACCACCAAUGUUCAAUGAUGACCCCAACCUUUAGUCUGCUAUUCUUUCUAGGUUUCUUUGUAUUAUAUUUGUGUGUGUGUGUAUGUAUGUAUGUGUAUGUAUGUAUGUGUGUGUGUAUAUGUAUAUAUAUAUAUAUAAUAUGUGUGUGUGUGUGUGUGUGUAUAUAUAUAUAUAUAUAUAUAGUGUUCUCCACAUGGCUGAGCAUUCAGUUAUUGCCUCCAAUCCACCACCCCCCCCCUCCCAAAUUAUUUGGGUUAAGCCUAAAAUUAAUAAACAAGUUCCCCCAUAUAUAUUACAGCUAGCAGCUGUGUGCCAAAUUUUAUAUAGGCCAUUACGUGUAUAUGAAGAGCCCAUAGAGUCUGUCCUAUGUUUUGUGAUAUACUAGGGUUAGCCAAGUACACAUGUCCCCCAAUGUAGCACUCAUUCAUCUCAAUCGCAUACAAACAUGAUAUCCUGACAUCUCGCCCAGCAUUUACCAGUCACACAUAUCCGUGCAAAAGUACUCACAUUUUGCACAGUACCAAUAUAAAACAAAAAACAACAACCAUGAUUCAGCAUCCAGUAGCCAUAUAUCCACCAAAUAAAACCUACAAAUUAGCCGACCGUCUCUAAUGGCAUUAUGGCACCCACGUACCGACCAUCGACUUAUCACAACACUUAGAGCUUCCAUCAGCCACCUAAUCAUUUAUCAGUUCCUUUCACCAUGUUCAUGGUUUAUCUGUGCUUAUUUAGCUCAUUGUGUUAGCUGUAGCUGUUCAGGAUAGUACAUUUUAUUGUACUACUGCAUGGUCCCCACAGUGGUGGAAAUGUAUCUGCUGUUGUUCCCAUUCUAGCGUCCUGGCUCUAGUAUUUUGCUUAGAUCAUGUAUUUAUUUUCCUCAUUUUUAAAUUUAUUUUUAAUCUCCUGUACAGGCUGCCUUAAACAUGCUCUCACGAUGUCAAGCAGUAGGAUACAAAGAAGAUGGAAUUAUCACCAUUGCUAUACACCCUGGUUGGGUUCAGACAGAUAUGGGAGGAAAUCAGGUAUCUGUAAUAAAUAUAUAUUUAUCUCUCUCUCAAACACAGUUUGAAGUGAUUUCCAAUUUUGUUAUAGAAGGGGGAGGGGGAAUUCCUUCUUGACUACAAAAUGGCAGUGAGCUUUAUCCUUGGGUCAAUGAGCGGUUACCGCACAAAUGAACUAUUCUAUUGUUAAAUAUUGCUUUUCCAAAAGAGCAUCCAGAUGUCAUUUAAAAAUAUGCACACAAUUUAAUAACUCUACUCUGUCCAGAAAAUUCCACAUCUUUACCCCAUUUUUAUCCUUUCCUGUGCGGUAGGUAAGCUUUCACAUUUUACAAAACCAGGAAGUAAAAUGACCUGUUGUCUGGUUUAAAAGCCAGAGGAGUGUGACUAGUAUAUUUUAAAAAGUGUCAGUUCCUAUUGAAUUCUGCACUUUUUGCAAAAUGAAAAAAAUAAAACACACUUUUCACACACACAGCUUUUCAGAAAGUUAAAGUUGUUUACGUGUCUGUAAGGGGACCUUUGAAUACACUAUACUGUGCAAGCAUUGUUGAAUACCAAAACUCAUGGUAAUCUCAUUCUUCUGGUUUUAAGUCUAAGUAGGAAACUUAUUACCCUUUCUGCACGCUCGGAUUAAUGAAUAGCUUACCACUACUGUUUGUACUGAUCCUGUACAUAUUUGUAUGUUAUCAUAGUCCCUUCUGAAAUAUAUUUUUCUAUAAUAAAACACAUUUUCAAAAGUAGAAUACCUGUAUUCCUAACGCUUUAGAAUCCCUGUCACUAGUUAGAACUAGUCCCCCCCAUGUUUGCAAUACAAUUUUUAGAGAAGUUAAGUUAUAACUACUUGUUUCUAGCUCCAAGGCUUCCUUGGCGCUGCAUACCUCUGUCUCACGCAAUGACAAUGUUUCUCAUAGAGGAGCAUCGGGGAUCUAAUGCAUGCACCGCGCUUAUAUCAAUGCUUUCCUAUGGGGGCUUACGCAUUAUGUGACACAAUGUUACUCUGUCAUUGUGUGGCGGAAACACCUUUAGAUAGCCUCUAGAGGAGGACGUAACCCUACAAUGUAAUCAUUGUGAUUUCUGAAAACUGUAAUGUUUUACAUUGAUAUGUUCAAAGGACAGGGAUGCUACACCCAGACUACUUCAUUGAGAGGAAGUGAUCUAAGUGACUAUAGUAUCACUUUGUUUUGUAGCAGGCUACUGUACUUUAUUUAGUUUCAUAAUAUCCUACUUUAAAAAAACACACUGAACAUUGCACAACAUUUUAAAGAUUUAUCAAUAGGCAAAAUUAUAUUUACAUCCUGUGACUUAAUACCCUUUAUUAUGGAUAAUACCACAUUUGCAACCGGUGACUGAGAUUACACAUUGUUGCUUAGUCUGUUUUUUUUAUAACUAUUCCCAUGGGCUUCUCGUUUUCAUCUAAAAGAUAAGACACAGAACUACAGAAUAUGUAACAUAGAAUGACCACUCUACCUACAUAUGGUGUCAGUGUGAUUCUUCUUGUUGAUAUAAAAUACCUAAGGAAAUGAAGACAUGGACCUACCCCUACCCCUUCAAAAUUAUAUGAAGCAUAGAUAAUGAUAAAUAAUAGAAAACCUUCUAUAAAUCUCGAGAAUUUAUACAAUUCUUAGUAGUACAUAUUAUCUUUGUUCUUCAAAAAGCUUGCCUAAUCUGGGUGGAUUAGUUUGUGGAUUAUGUAUUCUAGUUUAAAUAAGUUUAACAAUACUUGGCCAAUACUUUUACAGUCCAAAUUUAAGAAGGCAUACAGUAGUUAUUUAAUGUUAUGCAUGUGAUUAAAUCACCUCUAUUCCAUAUAAAAUUUAACUUCUCUUUAAUAUUUAUUCCCAUUUCCAGGCUCCGCUGACAAAAGAAAAUAGUGUUGGUGGAAUGAUGAAGGUCAUUUCUUCCUUGAACAUAACACAAAGUGGCACUUUUGUUGAUUGGGAAGGAAAUACUUUGCCAUGGUAA
Pelobates cultripes (western spadefoot toad) is the source of this 11555-nucleotide messenger RNA. The record is from the annotation of a GenBank genome assembly. Lineage: Eukaryota; Metazoa; Chordata; Amphibia; Anura; Pelobatidae.